Molecule: messenger RNA, 6312 nt
Organism: Syngnathoides biaculeatus (alligator pipefish)
Lineage: Eukaryota; Metazoa; Chordata; Actinopteri; Syngnathiformes; Syngnathidae
Product: FERM and PDZ domain-containing protein 4-like
Exons: 16
Coding region: 1-5805 (1934 amino acids)
Cellular component (GO): cytoskeleton
Molecular function (GO): protein binding
Source: RefSeq, a predicted model, not a curated record
AUGGGUGUGUCUCGGGAGCGGAUCCGUUGCGACAGCGACAUGAGCCUAGCUUGUCACAAAAACAAGACAUCUGGCUGGCCGCCCCCAGGCUCCUGGGGGGCACUGCAGGGUCCCCCAUACAGCUGGGACAGCAUGAAUUGCAACAGGGAGGGCCAGAACUGCCUAAACAACCAAGAGUCCCAGAGCAGCUCCCUGGAGGAGGUACAUCUGGAUAGACUCCCACCUGUUCCCCGAUUGGUGGAGAUGCGGCGUGACCCGGUCCUGGGUUUUGGCUUUGUGGCAGGCAGUGAGAAGCCGGUGGUUGUCCGUUCGGUCACACCAGGUGGCCCAUCAGAAGGGAAGCUCUUACCAGGUGAUGAGAUCAUCAUGAUCAAUGAUGAACCAGUCACAUCGGCUCCAAGAGAACGAGUCAUCGACCUUGUCAGGAGCUGCAAAGAAUCCAUCCUAUUGGCUGUUGUCCAACCAUAUCCCUCCCCUAAAUCAGCCUUCAUCAGUGCAGCCAAAAAAGCCAUGCUCAAGUCCAAUCCGGUCAAAGUGCGCUUUGCCGAGGAGGUCAUCAUAAACGGCCAGGUUCCAAACCCAGUGAAAGACAACUCUCUUUUAUUCAUGCCAAAUGUCCUGAAGGUCUACCUGGAAAAUGAGCAAACCAAGUCUUUCCGCUUUGACAGUAGUACCUCCAUCAAGGAUGUGAUCCUGACCCUGCAAGAGAAACUGUCCAUCAAAUGCAUCGAGCAUUUCUCCCUUAUGUUGGAGGAGAGGGUGGAAGGCUCUGGAAGCAGACUUCUUUUGCUCCACGAACAAGAGAUGCUUACUCAGGUGACUCGCAAGCCUGGUUGUGAUAAGAUGAAGUGUUUCUUUCGAAUCAGCUUCAUGCCCCACGACCCAGUAGAGCUGCUGCGACGAGAUGCUGUGGCGUUCGAAUACCUCUAUGUGCAGAGCUGCAAUGAUGUGGUGCUGGAGCGGUUCGGCUCAGAAUUGAAGUACGACGCGGUGCUGCGACUAGCAGCGUUGCAAAUGUACAUCCUCACCUUAACAACCAAACAAAGUCAGAGGGUCUCCCUAAAAUAUAUCCAAAAGGAGUGGGGCCUAUCACUGUUCCUGCCUCCAGCCGUGCUGACCAGCACCAAGGAGAAAAACAUAAAAAAAGCUCUGACGCACAUCCUCAAAACCAACCAGAACCUCGUGCCUCCUGGGAAAAAACUGACAGCUUUGCAGGCCAAGGUGCAUUAUCUUAGGUACCUCAGUGAGCUCCAACUUUAUGGCGGGAGAGAAUUUAAAUCAAUACUUUUGCAAGGUGAGAAACAAACCGAGGUAACAUUGUUAGUGGGUCCUCGUUAUGGUAUCAGUCAUGUCAUCAAUGCACGGACCAACCUAGUGGCCCUCUUGGCUGAUUUCAGCCAUGUGAACCGAAUUGAAAUCCUCAACGAGGAUCAAAACAAUGUCCGACUGGAGCUACAUGUUCUGGAUGUCAGGCCCAUCACACUUAUCAUGGAGUCAAGUGACGCAAUGAACCUGGCCUGUCUAACAGCAGGCUACUACCGCCUCCUAGUGGACUCAAGGAGAUCUAUCUUUAACAUGAUACGCGGCAGCAACUCCACAGAAGAUGACAACGGUCAGGAUCGUGUCCUGGAGUGGCCAUAUAGCACAUCUUUUGGGGACAGUGAGGUGUUAUCACAGAGCCAGGCGCAGCUCUGCAGAGACUCUCAAUGCUCAGACAAUGAGGAGAGAAAAAACAGCCUCUAUCCCUACUGCCAUCAAUCCCAAAACCCUGACAGAGCCUUUCAGACCCAGAGUCCGGUGCCACCUCCUCUUCCGCCCUCGACCAGACACAAACCUCAAGACUCACCUCAUAGUGCCAAAGUGUCAUUUAUUUUUGAAGGAGAGCCACCAUUGAACAAGCCCAGGAGCUUAAUCUAUGAACGACUUCAGGAGAGUGCUGAGGUAGCUGAGCACAGAACAACUUACUUGCACAAUACUGACUUUGAGACACCAGACAGGAAGUCAUUUCACUUCAGUGACCUGACACAUGUCUAUAGCAACAUAAUAACUGAGGAAGGCGGUGAGGAGCCACUAUUAAGAGACUUGUUUUAUCGUGACACCACAGACGAUGCAGAGGAUGAGGACGAGGCUUCUUGUGAAGAAGACUCCACUGGAGGAACUGGGGGAGAAGUGAGAGAAGGAGUGGCCACUGCAGCCGGAAAAGCUUCUUUUCUUUUGCUUUCUGGACCAACCGAUGACAUAAUUGACCUCACUUCACUGCCUCCACCUGAGGGCGAUGAUGCAAUUGAUGAUGAUGAGGAUGACUCGCUGCUGCAGACACUUAACCUUGCAAUCGCAGCUCCCCCACCGGGGUUUCAGGACAAUUCAGAUGAGGACAUGUUACCUGAGGAAAAGCUCCUGAGCCCGCACAACAACCAUGAUAUUCCAGUCUCAUUAAUUGGUGCUAUCCCUAGUCAAGAGGACAGAGUAGAGGAGGGAAGGAGGCAGCUGGAUAACACAGUAGUAAAAACCCUGCAGGCACUUGAAGCAUUGUCUGUCUCUGAACAGAAGCCUCCUCCACCACCACGUCCACCACUUAGCAGGAACAAUCCAGGUGUUUACACAUCUCGAGGCUAUAGCCCAGAAUCUUCCUCCGACUCCGGAAAUGAGACAAACUCCUCAGAAAUGACAGAAUUGUCUGAGCUGGCUGCUUGUCAUCGACUCAACGAGAGCCACAUGCGCCUCCUGGUAGCCACGAGGGAGGGAUACCAGCCUUUACUUGAGGAAAAAACUGAGUUCCCUGUUUCACCCAGUACUGCAGGAACAACCCAAAAGAAGUCCCGUAGUCCACAGCACCUACGACCACCUGCUGUCCCUCCAAGACGGAGCCCGCAUUUGGACACAGCAGGAUCGUUACGGCCAGACUGCCUCAGAGGGAGAUCUCAGACAAACCUCUCCUCUACUCUUCAGCGGCCAAAUUCCACAACUCCCGAAGGCAAGCAUCAGAAAAAGUCUGCAGACUCAAGCGGAAAGUACAACACAUUUAGCACAAGGGAAGGGUACCAAAGCGGGAGUGGUGGAACCAUCCAUCUUGAGAUUAAUCAACGUACUCCAUUCUGUGAUCGUGGAGGAAGCCAAAGAAGACUCAAGUUCUUUUUGGAGGAAAACUCCCAAGCUCAGGACCAGGAUGCAAACAGCCUCUCUUGUGACCAUUCCAGAAUUGUCCGUCCCGCUUCGUCUCCAUCUGAUGGCCUUUCAGGUGUGGCUACUCUCGGAGAAUGUGUUGAAGAUAAUAGAGAUGUCGAGCAAGAUGAACAUCUAGUUGUAGCAUCAUUAGUGUCCCCAAAUAAAAACAACCAAUUGGUGGGUUCUGACCAAGGAUCAGACCUACAGAAUGACCAUCAUCCUAUUUCAAGACAGCAAAGUGUUGCACGUUUAUGUGAGUACCAUCUUGCAAAGAGGAUUUCAAACUUACAAGGUGACGCUCACAAUUCUCUACAGGGCUCCCUGUGCUCAUCAUUGGAUACUCGUGGCAGCGCAAACAGCAGUGUCUGUGCCACUCCAACCGAUUCACCACUUGGUCCAGGGGCGACUGAGUCCAAACACCACCGUCUACAAAGGCACCCAAUCUCAAAUUCUUCUUCGUCUUUACUCAGGGUUUUAAACUAUGAUGAACUUAAACCUGGACAGAGUCCCCAAACAAAGGAUUUACACCCUCAUGCGGACCCUGUCCUCCUUCGAAAAAUGCUGCCAAACAUCCACACACCUGCUGACCCUGGCCAUCCAUCCUCAGCCACACCCUCUACACACAAAGAGACAAUUACAAGCAAAAAGCCCUGUUUUAAAGGGCCAAACCAAAAAGAAGGCAGUGAGGCGUACAGACAAUUUAUCAACUACCUAACUGUGAGCCAAAUGCACCAAGGUGGAAAGUUACACAGUGCAGGCAUGGGGGGCGGUGUGAAAAAAGACACUCGUCGCUACAUCACAAGCAACCCUCAACUUGUCGAAAUGGCUAAGAAUCGAGGGAGCACAAUCUCUCGAUGCCACUGUAUGCCAUCCUCGAUAUCAUCCCCUUUUGUCCGCCCAAAUUUGGUCAACCCAAAUGCCGUGCAAGUGAUGAAUAGAGAUCAAAAGUUAUACCACUCUGCCACACUUCCGGCCAAAUUUAAAAGAAGUCCUGAGAUGGCCACUCAGGGUCCAAAUGGUCGGUUAGAUGCAAAGCGGGAAAAUUCAGAAAGACGGAGCUCUUUUUCUGGACUUCAAAGUGAGCUUGAAAGGAGUGGUAUGGACCUUGAUCAAUUCCUAUCGGUAUAUAAGACAGAUGGCUACAUUACCCAUGAGGUUGGGGGAACCACUGGCAGGCCUCCAUCUCGUUCAAGAAGCCAACCAAGUGGUUGCACAGAUGAGUGGUGGACAUCAGACCCAAGAGAAAGGCAUACAGUCCUUCAAACUUCUGCCUCCUGUUUAAGUGGUCAGCAAGUAGACCUCAGUAACUUUUCACUCGAAAGGGGUCCUUCAGCUUUCACUAGACAGACAUCGACAAGUACCAUAGCUGGAAUUUCCUCUCCAUCCUCACCAAUCCAUACACAGUCUCCCCCUCCUCCUGUAAUAAUUUCAGCACAUCCCAACACUGUUUCCAGCAACUCUCGGAGCACACAUGAUGUCAUUCAUUCCACCCAGUCUCGGCCAACUCAUAACAACAUUCUUGCUGUUAGCCCAAUGCUGUCACAGUUGGAUUCUGUCAAUAAUUACUCGCAAAGGGGGCGGGAACUUAAACACAGCUCUGGCAAUGUCACCAACAGCUCUGGUAGCGUGGAGGUUCUGUUCGAAAAGCACAGCCGAAGCCAGAUCCACCAACCCUUGUCACCAUCUGUGUCCCAGCAAGGAGAAACCAAAGUCCAAAGGAGGCCAACAAGGAAAAGGCUAUCUAAGAGUUACUCUCAAGGCUCAGUCUCAUCCCAUAGCACUUGUUGGUCUUCUGGCACCAGGAUAGACAGCAGGAGGGCUUCAGUAGCAUUACCUUUGCAGAAAGAUAAUAAACAAAUGAAGGGCUCUCAAAAACUAGACACCAGUCCUUGGAGAUGCAAUGGACCUUUCAGCUACUGUUUCUUUAAACGUAAAGGUGAGGGAGAAGAUGAUGAGAGCGACUGGGACACACCAAGACGAAGUCGUGGUGGGUGCAACCUAGAUAACAACUGUGGUGCAUCAUUAGCCAUCUUCCCCUGUGGCUCAGCAGUGGAUGCAGCUGGAGAGCAGCUGUAUGGUGAGGUUCUUAACAACAUGAGCUUUAGUGACCGCCUGGCCCGGGUCAACGCCCUUAAGGACCACAUGUACAGCUUCCCUUAUGGCUUCACAGAGGUCCGGCGUGAUGCCAGUGAGCUCAUUGCCUUGGUGAGAUCCAGCAUAGGUCGCUGUGAUCGUGGUGUCCAAAUGCCAAUGCAGGAAGUGUCACAAUCCAAGCAACUCCUCUCAGUGGAGUCCAAAGAGUUAGGCCGGGCAUGUCGUCGGAUGGCGCAGGCGCACAGCAGCCCUGAGGAGAUGCUGCUGGCAGUGACGUGCAGUUUCCAGGUGCUUUGUUGUCUCUGUGAAGCUUGUAUGUGUCUCGUAAAGGGGCUUAGUACGUCAGCCUCACAUCAACAAAGAGAGGUUGUCGCAAAAGUAGAUGAGGUUGUUAUGAACUACAUCUGUUUACUCAAAGCAGCUGAAGCAGCAACUGUGGGAGAACCGGGAGAGCACAGUGUCAAGGUACUGGUGAGUCAUUCAAGUACCAUGUCAGCUAUCGCUAACGCACUAACGCGCUCUCUUAAAACGCUACUAAGCAAGUAGGCUUUCCUUGACCCCUUUUACUGUCUUGUGUGGCCUAUGCAGUCAGCAGAAGUCUGUCUUUCAUCUCAUUCUUUUUGAGGCAACUGUAGGACUUUUAUGUUUUUAGGCAUUAAAAUAAACAUCACUAACUGAAAAAAUAUGGUAAAAAGCAGUCCUCACUUAACUUGAUUUUUAUUUUAAUGUGUGUUAACAAAGCCAUACAGUUGUCGACUUUUUAUGAUAUCCAAAUACCAAGUAGAUUCCUAUUUAUCUGUGCAUUAUGUAAUCUAUUUUUCAAAUAUAUAUAAUUAUUCUGUAUAUACCGUGUUUUGUACGGUUAAAUAAUGUUUUGCAGAAGCAAGUCCAAUCAGUUCAUUAAGUGUAGUUUUGCUACUGAUGUAAAUAAUCUUGAAAUUCUCCAAAUGCAAGCAAAUGUGAAGGAUGUUUUUUUUUUUGAAGUGGUGAAUUCAAGGUAGUAUUUGAGAAGUAAGCAAAUAGUGUAUAAGAUGUGUUGCAAUCUAAUCUUGA